AUGAGCCUGGAGCCUGUCAUCUGGUGUAUUGAGUAUGGCCUGGAUCGAGGAGAUCCUUUCACUAGAUCCUGUCCGCAAGCGGAGCCCUUCUCAGACUGGUAUGGCGCCGCCUCGGCUCUGGCUCUGCUGGCACAGUGGUUUCUGACACUGGACCUUUCAAUCUUCUCUACAAGGGUGUCUGCUUUUGUGUUGGCAUGCAAGCAGCUGCUUUCAGAAGCUGCCCUCACAGUGGGGGCAAUAUGCUUUACGGUGCUUGCUUUCUCUACAGCAAUUAAUGCGUUGGACCGGCAAGUGCCCCAAGUGGAUGGCGUUCAGGGUUGGACCCUGACCUUGUUGCAGCUGGCUCUAGACAUCCUUCCAGAAACGACGUGGCAGAACUUGCAGUCGGACGUUGUGAUUCAGAUAAUGGUUGGUGCGUUUGGCAGCCUGAUUUUUGUGUUCAUUUUGAAUCUUUUGGUGGCUCAGAUGGCGGAGUCUUACGGGCGAGUCUUCGUAAGCCUGCAGGGUUGCGCGCGAUUAAGCCGCGCAUCCAUGGUGGCAACGAUGGCAGGCAGCAUACCAAGAAGGCGCUGGUCCGCCUUCCUGCUAAGCCUUCACUUGGAGGAACCACUGGAGUUCAAUGAGGGUGACAUUGGUCCAGCUGGUGGCGUGCGGGUCCUCGAGCCAGCAACAGCGCACCAGGUUCUGGAGGAUCCAAUCCUCCGCUUUGGUGGUUCCACAGCUCCGGAAUCACCCUGGCCAGAACCAGACGAAGAUCAG
Messenger RNA from Symbiodinium pilosum, 759 nucleotides. The record is from the annotation of a GenBank genome assembly. Lineage: Eukaryota; Dinophyceae; Suessiales; Symbiodiniaceae.